AGCCUGCGUGCCGGAAAGGAUACUUGCGUUUGAGACAUCGAUGUGAAGUGUGGAAGAAAGUCACGUUCGCCGAAAUUUUGAAAGUGAAAUCAAGACUGAUAGAAUCAUUACAGUGAAUUUUUUCAACAUUGCUAUAAAAUUCUCCUGCAAACAAAGGCUUUAUAUUGCGAAGAAAAAUGUGUCUUCCUCUUCUUUUCAAAAUGACGCCUACAUUCUGCUGGAUGUUCCUGCUGGCGUGCCUGGUGGGCCGUGUCGCGAGCGUGCCGCAGCCUCUCCUGGUGGACGCCUGCGCUCUGAUCUGCAACCCUGGAGCGGAGACCGAGUCCGAACGCGAACGGGAUACAUCCCUGUAUCCCCGAUACCCGAAAGUGGACUGUAAGCUUCAGUCCGACAAGGAUGAGAGCCAGGCGUGGGUUAUCACCAGCAACUGCUUGAAACUGUGCAAUGUGGAAUUGUCGAUCAGCAUGGAAGUUAAUUGUUUCGCUCUGAGAUCGUCGCUCGGAGCGAACCUGGGUUGCUACUGCGAGGCUCUCACACCCCUGAGUCCGAACACGAUCCGCCUCAACGAGGAUUGGAAGAUGAAUUUCUUGGUGAAGGAAUUGGCGAACGACCUCGUCACCACGAUCUUGAACUCGCCUCUCGAUGAACUGAUCAUAUGCGAAAUUCACAAGGAGUUGUUGAACAGUACUAAGCUGGCGGUAAAUAAAUUUAAGGUUUGCGACCCCACUUACGGCAAGUUAGAAGCUGCUUCCCUUAUAAAAGAGGAUGAAGGAGAUGAUAAAGAAGAAGAAAGCAAAGAUAAAAAAGAAGAAGAACCGGAACAUCACAUUAGUAGAAAACGCGAUGUAUCUGUACCGUCACCUGAUGCACCAGUGAAUCAAUCAGAACACACAGCAAAACGAAGGAUAUCAAUAUCCGACUCAAGACCAGUAGAUGAAGUUGUAACAUCUCGUGACGAUGAGAAUGAAGAGAAGGAACAUGAAAAAGAAAAGAAAAUAGAAGUAGAAGCAGAAGAAGAGAAAAAAACGCAAGGUCCCACGGAAAAAGAAGAAGUUAAGGUGCUUCUCCCCGUGAACGGAAAUCCAGCGCCGGAAGAACUGUAAGAAGCGACUGUAAGAACAUCAAGGAAACGUAUGCUAAAUACAUAAAACUGCAAAAAAGUUGAAUUUGUACAGCUUACGUAGAUUAUUCGGUUCAUGGUGACUUGUUACGUUAAAAUUAAUUCUACUCGUAAUCGGGGAGACUUCUCAGAAAGAGAUGAUCAUUUAAAGCAUGUACAAUAAUAUUCGUUUUAUUACUUGAAUUGAGUUGUCUAUUUAUAAUUUCGUGAUUCUUUGUUUAUAAAUAAUAUCAUAGGUUUCAUAAAUUAAAAAAUUAUUAUUUAGUAAAAUUGUGUGAUAUGCAUAAUUUUAGGAGUUGGAUAAUUUGUUAUUAAAUAUUAACAACGUUUCAUUCUAUAGCAUUAUGUAAUAAUAAUUACAAAGCGUUAAAUAUAUUGGUGAUUAUUUCGUUUUUGUCAAAAAGAAAAAAGAUAUUUGCUAUUUAUAUACAUAUUUUUAUAUCAAAUU
This is a messenger RNA of Nylanderia fulva, 1568 nucleotides long. RefSeq lists its product as uncharacterized. NCBI's taxonomy places the organism in Eukaryota, Metazoa, Arthropoda, Insecta, Hymenoptera, Formicidae. The record is from RefSeq and is a predicted model, not a curated record.